CAUAUGUAUCCCUGAAUUGACACAGAAGCGACAUAGAUAAUACCGGAAUGGCGUCUGAAGGUUUGGCAAUGCGUGGAAACAUAUUAGGCUCUGUAUCUGGUCUCCCUCCGGAAAUUUGGUCCAUGAUUGGAGACGAGAUUCAAGGCCCAAAGAACUUAUCCGCGCUGGUUGCGGUAUGCCGUGCGUUUCGCGACAUAUUCAGGCCAUUCUUGUUCGCCCGCAAGGUUCUUAAAUUGAAUCAAUUCCGACCGGAAGAGAUCAAUUCCUAGGAGUUGGAAUCAACCUUGAUUCAUACUAAGGAUUUUGAAGUUCGCGUGGACGAAUUCCUGUUCAACGACUUCAGCUAUGAUGUCGCGAUGAACGAUGCUUAUGUGAGAUUCGUGGUGAAGAUGCUGAAGAGAAUGCCGAACCUGAGAAGUUUCAGCUGGCACGACUGUCCGCAUGAGGAUCACAUCCCGUCUACGAUGUUGAGAGAUAAAACCCUCAUCAACGCCCUCUUGUCCUGCAAAUCGCUCGCCCAUCUGUAUAUCUCGUUCGACUACCAGUGGACUGACGAGGAAGAAGAAUCUCUCAACUGCUUUUUCCCAGUUGCCGAGUUCCGCAACCUGACAUCACUAGAAUUGUACCACAUCGGCGGAAAUGAGGCUGAGGAAAUCAAAGGCAUCACGGCAGCUUUGAGCUCCUCUCCACAUCUAAAGACACUCGGUCUUGGACGGGGCUGGAGAUGCGAUUGCGACGGUACUCCUGAAAUUUUGCUCAUCCGAGGCGAAGGCGACUUUCUACUUGACCUCUGCAAGCGUUACCAUGCUUUGGGGAAGCCACCCUUGAAACUUGAGACUCUGAGACUCGGUCACGGUGUCUUCCCAAGCACAGAUAAGCCCGACUCCAGCAACUUCCUUGCAAAACUUAUUAAUAUGAGUGGGCUCAAGACUCUUCAUCUAUUCAAUGGGCUGGUCAGAGGGUCUGAUGGCGAGGAUGCGUACCUGCUUGUUGACUGGAGGCUCUUCGAUGCAUGCAUUAGUCUUCGGCAAUUGGCAGUAUCAAGACUCGGGCUCGAUCUCAGGAUUUGGCUCAAUACUGUUCGACAGUCCGUUGAAGAAUUGAUCGUGACUGAUCACAACACAUGCUACGAUUCUGGGCUGAGGCAAUUUGACUUGUUAAGGCUUCCAAAGCUAUCAUAUAUUUUUACUCGUGAAGUGUUUGUUGACAGGGAACCCCGACUGUGGUCCGAUACUGACUUGGGGUCCGGUUCUGAAGCAGAAGAUUUCUGGGAAACGGAUUCAGAGCUGGAUUCAGAGGUGGAAUCGGAAGAAGAAACAGGCUUGGGCUCAAAUUCAGGCUCAGUUUCAUACGAGCUGGCCAACAGUGAAGAUCCAAAGCCGGAGCGCGAACCUCCGGUCAAUCCACCACUCCGUGGCUCUCAAACCAUCACUGUCCUUGAUAGACUCCACGACGGCGGUGUCAAUCUGAAGCGUCUUGGGAUCUGCCUUGAUUUCAGCAAUUCUUGGAACCAUUUCGUUGAUCGCUUGGAUAAUCUCAAGCAAUUGACCCAGCUUCGCCUGAACAGCAAAAGUGCCCACGGCGGAGUUUACCCCACCAAGGAAUCGUCCCUAUGGAUAGGCGUCAAGAGACCGAAAAAUAUCGCAGAACGUUUCGCCAAGGUCUUGAAAUAUCGAUGCCCUUCUUUGCAAUACGUUCAAAUUGGACAAUGGACGUGGCAAUAUACUGAUCUUGUAGAUCGACACUUCGAGGAUAGCGACCAAGUUCAAAUUCGACAGUUGGAGUAUGAUGAGAUGAUGACAUUUGAGUUGUUCGCGAUGAACACUUUUGCUUCUGAGGCAGGGCUACCAGAGCCGGAGACUGUUCACACAGAGUGGUCGGAGGAAGAGGAGAAUCGCAUGGAGCGUACGUUGGCGGAAAUUGGACUGGCUUUUGAGGAGGGGAGACCAGUGGACCCGAGUCGAUUUAAUGCCUGAUAGUAGCCGGAGCAUUACGAUGCGGAUGUGUCUCUCAAUGUGCCAACCAAUUUUAUGUGGACUAAAAUAUGGCAUUUGCGUUGGAAUGAAUGCUAUCUGAGUCGCAAGCCUGCGUCUAUCCUACCUUGAAAGGAGAAGGCAGGUUUGCCCCCCACCGUGAGGGCGGUGCGAGAGGCACUUUCCUGAUAUGAUAACCUCGAACCCGUUAAUUUUUUCCAAUCACUAUCAACUGACUGUUUGAAGACUGUCCAGUACUUGAAGUGCAGCUCUAGCGAUUCCCAAAGACUAGUCCUUACCUUCCAUAUAGACGUUGGAGGC
Molecule: messenger RNA, 2294 nt
Organism: Cadophora gregata
Lineage: Eukaryota; Fungi; Ascomycota; Leotiomycetes; Helotiales; Ploettnerulaceae
Exons: 4
Coding region: 357-1976 (539 amino acids)
Source: RefSeq, a predicted model, not a curated record